Molecule: messenger RNA, 828 nt
Organism: Daucus carota subsp. sativus
Lineage: Eukaryota; Viridiplantae; Streptophyta; Magnoliopsida; Apiales; Apiaceae
Product: E3 ubiquitin-protein ligase RING1-like
Exons: 2
Coding region: 1-828 (275 amino acids)
Biological process (GO): protein ubiquitination
Cellular component (GO): cytoplasm
Molecular function (GO): ubiquitin protein ligase activity
Source: RefSeq, a predicted model, not a curated record
AUGGCCUCCGCCGCAGCAACUGAGCGAUUUUAUUUCUAUUUCUGCCACCAAUGCAACCACAACGUGGCCAUCUCUCGCAUGCCCAACACUGAUCCACUCUGCCCCAGUUGUCGCUACGGGUUUCUUGAGGAAAUUGAUGUCCCGAGGCUGAACCCUAAUCGUGACCCGGUUGACCCGUUGGCCCCAUCAAAUGCUAGGACGAUUACUGGGGUUCAUUAUGGGCCGAGGGGGCCGACCUGGAAUCAUCCUUCUGGCGGUGAGGGUUUACCUUCCAAUUUAGUGGAUUUUUUUAUGGGACAAGGGCUUGAGAAGUUAAUUCAGGAGCUGGCUGAAAAUGACCCGGAUCGAUACGGGACCCCACCUGCUUCGAGAACUGCUGUGGAGGGGCUUCCUGAUGUUGUGGUUGAUGAUAAGUUGUUAGGGUCUGAUUCGGCACAGUGUGCUGUCUGUCAAGAUGAUUUUGAGAAGGAUAUGGUUGUUAAGCAGAUGCCUUCCAAGCAUGUGUAUCAUUCUGAGUGUUUGUUGCCGUGGUUGGAACUGCAUAAUUCUUGCCCUGUUUGUAGGUAUGAGUUGCCUUCUGAUGAUCCUGAUUACGAGAAUCGGGCAAGGGGCAUUGCUGCUUCUGGAGGUGAGAAUGAUGCAAGUGGUAAUGUGAGGUUUGGGUCUCCUGGGUCCCAGACUGAUACUGGGGAUGAUGAGGAAGGUGGACAGUUUAGGAGUUUCGUGGAGAGGACUUUUAGUAUCAUGUUCAGGCCUCGUAAUUCCGGGACUGAUAAUAGUGGCGGGGAUUCAGGUUCUAGCUGUCCUCAGAACAUGGGCACAAAUUAG